Molecule: messenger RNA, 603 nt
Organism: Synchytrium microbalum
Lineage: Eukaryota; Fungi; Chytridiomycota; Chytridiomycetes; Synchytriales; Synchytriaceae
Exons: 3
Coding region: 1-603 (200 amino acids)
Biological process (GO): protein dephosphorylation
Molecular function (GO): protein tyrosine/serine/threonine phosphatase activity
Source: RefSeq, a predicted model, not a curated record
AUGAGUGAUUCUGAUAUCGAAAUCAUACAAACUGCACCACCACCGCCAAACAUUGAAACCACAUUACUCCAACAAGCUGCAUUUGGAGUAUCUUACUACUGGAAUCGUGCUCAAUUCGCGUUAGGGUCAUUCAACUGGUUUGAUCGCGUCGACACCCACGUAAUCCUCGGCGCGCUCCCACAAGACACAGACCUAACAGAGCUCACCAACGCCCCCCUCAACGUAUCACACAUAAUCAACAUGUGCCAAGAGACCGAAGGUGUCGAACGACGUGCCAAACUAUGCGGUCUAACACACUACCGACUACCAUGUCCAGAUUUCAAUGUCCCGCCCUACGAGCAUUUGGUUCGAGGUGCCGAGAUACUGAAUGCGGUGGCUGAUAAAGGGGAGACUGCGUUGGUUCAUUGUAAGGCUGGGAAGGGCAGGUCGGCGAGUGUCGUAAUGUGCUAUCUUGUAACCAGGUACCAGCUAGAUUUAGAAGGAGCGCAGAAUCUGCUGCUGGAAAAGAGGAAGCAGGUGGAACCAAAUUUAAAGGACGCUAUUGCUAUCAGGCUAUUUUACGAGAAUUUGAAGAAUAAGGAUGAGCGGAAGCCAUUUGUAUAA